Musa acuminata subsp. malaccensis (wild Malaysian banana) is the source of this 1155-nucleotide messenger RNA. Lineage: Eukaryota; Viridiplantae; Streptophyta; Magnoliopsida; Zingiberales; Musaceae. The record is from RefSeq and is a predicted model, not a curated record.
AGGCCAUCGUGUGGUGGGAACGGUUCCUCUGCUCCUCGACACCGCCCGCCCGAUGCCCCGGUCAUUUCCUCAUCGCUCAUUGCGAUUCCAACGCCACCCAAUUGUGCCCCUGCUAUCGUCGAAGAAUUGAUCACUACGAGCAUCCGUAGAAGAGGAACCGCGAUCAUGUAGUCUCACUGCAGCGCACUUGUGGAUCGUGGCUCACGGCGGAUCGAGCUCUAUGUUUAGAUUAUAAAAGCACGCUGUCGCAAGGCACACACAGGUUGAUAAUCAGCGCAGAAGCAGAACCAUUUGAUUAAUUUAUUGAGUUUUUAUUUUCCAGCAGUGGCUGGUGAACUUCUUGUUUGUACUGUGGCGCUCAAGUCAAAUGGGAAACUGCAUAAGAAAGAAUGUGAGAAAUAGUGGCAAUGAGGAUGAGGUAGAUUUUCGAGGUGGAAAUGUGCAUGUAAUAACCAGCAAAAGUGAUUGGGAACAGAAGAUUGCAGAAGCAAACAAGGAUGGCAAGAUAGUUGUGGCAAACUUCAGUGCAACUUGGUGCAGUCCAUGCAGGACGGUUGCACCUGUUUACAGGGAGCUAUCUGAAAAGUAUCCUUCACUGAUAUUCUUGACAAUAGAUGUGGAUAAUUUGAUGGAUUUUUGUUGGUCGUGGGACAUCUCAGCAACCCCCACAUUCUUCUUUCUGAAAGAUGGGCAGCAGCUGGAUAAGCUCAUCGGUGCCUAUGGGCCUGAGCUUGAGCAUAAGAUACGCUUGCUGGAUCAAUCAUGCCAAGCUCCAACUGAUGCUACUCUCCCGCUACGAUGAAGAAAGGGAGGGAGGUCAGGAAACGAUAUGGAUGUAGUUGCAUUACCAGUGAGUUAGCAUAGUAAAGCAUGAUCUUAAGUGAGCAAUAUUUUGACAAGGGACAAGAUUUGAAGAGGCCAAGUCAGUGUAGAGCUUGGCGAUCAAUUCCUUCUAAAAGCAAGUUAUCUUUGUGAUGUGGGAUUCCAUGCGGCAAUGUAUUUAGCAGGUUUUGCUUGUCAACAAGUGGAUCAAAGCGUUUAAUAGUGUAAAUAAAUCAUUUGCAACAUGUAUAUAUUGCAACUAGACUCGUAUACGCUGCGAGUAGAAUUGCGAUAUGAAAUAUCUCUCUUUGUUCUCUCGUGCAUUAUAUUAUA